AUGGCUCAAAACGUGCUCCUUGAGACGUCUAUGGGCGCGAUCGUGGUAGAGCUCUACUGGGAUCAUGCCCCGAAGUCAUGCGACAAUUUCAAAACACUUGCGUCGCGUGGAUACUACAAUGGCACCGUCUUCCACCGCAUCAUCAAGGACUUUAUGAUUCAAGGCGGCGAUCCGACUGGGACAGGACGAGGAGGUGGCUCAAUCUGGGGCGAGAAAUUCGAAGACGAGAUCCGCAGCGACCUCAAGCAUACGGGAGCGGGAGUCCUGUCAAUGGCCAAUUCAGGCCCGAACACGAAUGGAUCACAGUUUUUCAUCACUCUUGCACCGACACCAUGGCUGGAUGGCAAGCAUACGAUAUUUGGACGGGUGAAGAGUGGAAUGCGGAUUGUCCAGCGAAUGGGCUUGGUGAAGACGGACACGGGAGACAGGCCAGAGGAGGAAUUGAAGAUUGUGAGCGCACGGGUGCUGCAGGGCGAGGGAGAGCUGUAG
Ramularia collo-cygni is the source of this 489-nucleotide messenger RNA. RefSeq names its product probable Peptidyl-prolyl cis-trans isomerase-like 1. Gene Ontology annotation, cellular component: catalytic step 2 spliceosome. Gene Ontology annotation, molecular function: peptidyl-prolyl cis-trans isomerase activity. The coding region runs from base 1 to 489 and encodes 162 amino acids. The transcript has a single exon. NCBI's taxonomy places the organism in Eukaryota, Fungi, Ascomycota, Dothideomycetes, Mycosphaerellales, Mycosphaerellaceae. The record is from RefSeq and is a predicted model, not a curated record. Gene Ontology annotation, biological process: protein peptidyl-prolyl isomerization; protein folding.